Messenger RNA from Esox lucius (northern pike), 1516 nucleotides. Its product is annotated as ladderlectin. NCBI's taxonomy places the organism in Eukaryota, Metazoa, Chordata, Actinopteri, Esociformes, Esocidae. Bases 11 to 1069 code for a protein of 352 amino acids. The transcript is spliced from 5 exons. Gene Ontology annotation, molecular function: signaling receptor activity. The record is from RefSeq and is a predicted model, not a curated record.
CCUGGACGUGAUGAAAUGCACCUUCAUCCACAAAGACCUGGGGGUGAUCAAAUGCAAAGUUCUCCACAAAGACCUGGACGUGAUGAAAUGCAAAUUUCUCCACAAAGACCUGGACGUGAUGAAAUGCAAAUUUCUCCACAAAGACCUGGACGUGAUGAAAUGCACCUUUAUCCACAAAGACCUGGGGGUGAUCAAAUGCAAAGUUCUUCACAAAGACCUGGACGUGAUGAAAUGCAAAGUUCUCCACAAAGACCUGGACGUGAUGAAAUGCAAAUUUCUCCACAAAGACCUGGACGUGAUGAAAUGCAAAUUUCUCCACAAAGACCUGGACGUGAUGAAAUGCACCUUCAUCCACAAAGACCUGGGGGUGAUCAAAUGCAAAGUUCUCCACAAAGACCUGGACGUGAUGAAAUGCAAAUUUCUCCACAAAGACCUGGACGUGAUGAAAUGCAAAUUUCUCCACAAAGACCUGGACGUGAUGAAAUGCACCUUUAUCCACAAAGACCUGGGGGUGAUCAAAUGCAAAGUUCUUCACAAAGACCUGGACGUGAUGAAAUGCAAAGUUCUCCACAAAGACCUGGACGUGAUGAAAUGCAAAUUUCUCCACAAAGACCUGGACGUGAUGAAAUGCAAAUUUCUCCACAAAGACCUGGACGUGAUGAAAUGCAAAUUUCUCCACAAAGACCUGGACGUGAUGAAAUGCAAAUUUCUCCACAAAGACCUGGACGUGAUCAAAUGCAAAUUUCUCCACAAAGACCUGGACGUGAUGAAAUGCACCUUCAUCCACAAAGACCUGGGGGUGAUCAAAUGCAAAGUUCUUCACAAAGACCUGGACGUGAUGAAAUGCAAGGUUCUCCACAAAGACCUGGACGUGAUGAAAUGCACCUUCAUCCACAAAGACCUGGGGGUGAUCAAAUGCAAAGUUCUUCACAAAGACCUGGACGUGAUGAAAUGCAAGGUUCUCCACAAAGACCUGGACGUGAUGAAAUGCAAAGUUCUCGACAAAGACCCAGAUAUGACUACAGUGAUGACGAAAAACGCCAUUCUCAACGUGAUUGGGAUAGUGUGAAGAAAGACAUGCAAAAUCAGAACAACCAGCAGCCAUCUGAUUCUUCCUGUCCUGAUGGCUGGGACGAAUAUUCUGAUAAGUGCUAUGUCUAUGUCCCCAUCAAAGCAACGUGGCCUGAAGCUGAGAGGAACUGUUUGCUCUUGGGAGGUAACCUGGUGUCAGUUCAGGACCACAGCGAGUACACAUUCCUCCUGUCAGUGAUCGAAAAGAGCUCCAGGAAAGACCAGCGAGCCUGGGUCGGAGCUACAGAUGCCAUUCAGGAGGGUCUUUGGCUGUUGAGUGACGGGUCCAGGUUAAAUUACCACAACUGGAGUGAAGGACAACCUUCUAACUACAAAGGCCAGGAGCACUGCAUGGAAAUGAACUAUGGAGCUGACCGCGGCCAGAAUGACGCUCCCUGCUGGCAUGCAUUUCCUUUCCUGUGUUCCAGCUAAGGUUUCCAUUUUG